CACGACUCGUACUUGUACAGCAGCACAUUAAUCUGAAAAUUUAAUUUUAAACUUGAAUAGUUUGGUUACUUUGAAUUCGGACAGAAUUUAAAAAAAGUUGUGUGUAAAAAGAAAGGUGCAAGUUUACUGCGAACGUUAGUAAAUUUGACUAAUGAUAUAAGAAAUCUAUUAUUAUUAUUGCGUUGUUGGAUUAUUUUAACAGUGAAUAGAACAUAUUUCCUUAAUUAAUUAGUAAAUAAAUUAAAACUACGUAGAAGAUAAAGGUUAAGAAUAAAACGCACUUUAAGGAAGUACAGUUUUUGGUCGUGGAUGGGAAUAUCUUGAAACGACCACUUAUGUGAUCAUUUUGGAAAUCCGUCAGUAUGGAAUUUGUCAAUACGAAUUUUAAAAAGGCCAAGUCGGGGAAGAAUCGUGGAGGAAAGUACGAGAAUGGAGAAAGCAAUGGCAAUGGCAGGUCACACCCACAAAAUCAACAGUUUGAACAAAAAGCAAGUGUUCUCACUGGAGGAGGAUACGGUCAGAUCUCGAAUACAAAUAAUGGACUUUUAAAAGCCCUGCAGCAAACGCCGUCAAAGGUUGCGCCUCAACCACUAAUGAAUUCGGGGUCCGCUUUGGGAAAUUUAUUUUGUCAAAAUGUGGGGAUUAAGAAGAACCAAGGGAAAAAGAUGAACAAUGGGGGUGGUGACAGUGCUGGUGGGCAGAUUCACAAUGCAGUCAACAAGAUUAAUACAAAUCAUGUGCAAGAGUCUCACGAAGAUAUGACGAAACGACUAAAUAAUGAAACGCUGAUAAGAGUAGAUUCCUCCUUUAAGGGAUUAUUUGGUACCGCAAGUCAAGUAGCUGUUUACGAUUACGAUGGUGUAACGAAAGACUGGGUUGAUACAAAAAUGUGUGGCCCUUUCUUCUUGUACGAUCGGGCUGACGUACCGGAAUAUGGCCUCGUAGUGCUGAAUAGGAAAGGAAUGCGGAAUUUGAUAAUGUUUUUCGAUAAACAGAGUCAAAUUAUUCCACAUGAACCAUAUUUGCUGUUUCGUAGAGGUCCUGACGAAGUGAUAAAGUGCAUAUGGUUUUAUAAGGACUCAGAAUUCCACGAAGCAUUAAUUUUAUUUCGGAAAAUGGGUGUCCAGUUCGAUCAAUGCGACGAUAAAAAUGCAGCAAAUACAAAUUCCAAUUCAUCUGCUCAUAUUGCUACGACAAAUAAUUCGUCCACAUCAUUAACAAUGGGUGGUGCUCCUGCGCCCAACUUGUUUGAUAUGCUAAAGCAAAGCCAAGCAAAGAUUGACGGAUCACUGCCGAAACUUGGAACCAAAGCCAAAGUAUUUACUGCCGAAGAAUUAGAGCAAAAAAUGCUCCAAGAUAAUAGUGCAACCGAUCGGCUUGGUGGACCCAGGUCGGGGGGAGCGCUGAAUAAUAUUGGAUUGGGUGGACUAGGGACGCAAGGAGGAGGUGGUGCUUCAUUGCUUCAACAGCUAACAACUUCUGCUCCUGUAGCUGUUUCAGAGACACUCCCUGCCGGGAAAAGAGGUCCUAAAAAGAUAUCUGGAGAUAGUGACGAUUCACUCCCUGCACAGUUGAAGGAUGCUAGUCGUUCUAUGCGUACAGUAGAACAAUUAGAAAAGGCCUUGAUGCCUGAGGACUCAACCAAAUGCGAGAUGAGUAAUGAGCUAUUGGCUACAUUAGGGAUAAAACCAUUAAAAAGUUUACUCGAAAGCAGCUCAGAAACUCCCCAGUCUCCAUUUAUGACUCCAACCAGCAGGUCUAUCAGCGAGAGUGAACGAUCUCAGAAAAAGUUGACAAUUGACGACUUGGAUGGAAAGUUAUACGAGGAGACUGACGAAGAUAUGGUUCGAGAGGUGGUCGAAAAUUUAGCUGAUCUUACAGAACUUUUGCUAUUAAGCGAAAACGUCCCUGGUCACUCUGAACCCCAGCUCGUGUGGAGAAAACGUUCUAAUUUACAAAAUAGACCCCCCUCUGCACUUGUACAAGUACCUCGAGCGAACGGUGUCGGCAGCAAUACUCCGAAUAUGCAUCAGAAGCAUUCUGUUAUGAAUAAUGCAUCCACGUCCAGCCCUGCUAUAAGCCCGUUAACCGAAAAUCAACUAUUGCAAGCAAUCACGUACCUUCUUCAGACCGAUCCUUCAUUCAUUGGGAAAAUUCACGACGCCUAUGUGAAAAGCUUACAACAAACCUGGGCAUCUCGACUCGGAUAGAGAGCCCAAACCAUCAUAGUCUUUAACCAAAAUAUCAGCAGACUAUAAAAUGGAACAAACAACUAUUAUAUUUAUCAAAUAUUGCAUGUAUGCACGUGAAGCGCCGUCGAACGAAUUAUUUUACUAGUGUCGUGGUGUUUUAUCUUUAAAUGAUACGGGCUAAUUAGUAAUUGGACUAUUUUAAAUGCGAAUGAAUUAUUAUUAGAGUAAGUAAGUUCGACCUGAUGCUUUAUCAUUUAUGGGAACAUGACUGAAACGUUUUAAAGAAAGUUUUAAAUAAUCGGAUUCUUAAUCUCUUUCUCUUCGGGAUAUGUAAAAUUGAUAAUAUAUGGUAUUUAAAAUAGUGUGACGUGUUUUAUGUUUAUUAUUUAAGGUAGUAAGCAAAGGUGGACGAAGACUUAUUGCCUAUUUAUUGUGAUUAAAAGAUAUUCCAGUACUUACCUUUAGACAAAUUAUUAUCGAUAGACGGUAGUGGAUUUCCUACCGUAACCGAUUCACCGGAGUAGUAAUGAUGUUACGUUGAAGAUAAAGGUUUUGAAAAAAUAGUCAAUUUAUUUUAACAGUAAUUUAUCUUGUGGAAUGCAAUGACAUUAUUAUUAUGUAUGUACAUCAAUUAAAUUAAUACUAUUGUAGUUGGCUUCAUAAGCUUUCCUAAAUUAUGUUAAUUUUGAACAAAUCCAGACGAAUUACUGAAAACAUAUUGUCAAAAUGGUUCUUUUUAUAAUGUAUUUAGUACGUCACACACGGAUUGUGAUUAUUGACGGAUAUCACGAUAACUAUAUUAUAUAAUGCAAACUAAUAAUUGUACAAUCAAAAUAUUAUUCUAGAAAGUAGUGCAUUAAUUAGUCCGUAGUUUUAUGCACGUGUGUAUUUGUAUAUCAGGUCUUUUAAAAUUAUAUUUCCCGAAAUUAUACCCUGCAAUGAUCAUUGUGAUCGGCGUAUAUUCUAAUCAGGCGUGUGUAAUUAGUGAAAAACUAUAUGUAUUUGGUGUAUACUGUUAUAUCCUGUGAAAGGCAUACCAUCUCAAAAUUAUGAGAUUAGUUACGCAAUUAAUUAUUCUUCAAGAUGAUGUGUGAAUUAUGACUUAUUCAUCCUAUUCUGAAACAUGGUUGAUCUCAGUUAGUUCAAAGAACGUAUAUAAUCAAAUUUUAUAUUUGUUGAGGAAGGAGUGGACGUUUACCUACCUACCAAUUCAACCAACUAACUGCGGAUCUUUUUUGUUUACGUAACCUAACAAAAAACUCUGACGAGAUUUAUUCCCAAGACACUUUCUACGUAUGUAAAAACAAUUGGCUCCUAAUACAAUCGGAAAUUUAAUUGGCAAAUAAUUGGACGAAUCUAUCAAAAUUAAAUCAAAAUUCAAAAUUCA
Molecule: messenger RNA, 3579 nt
Organism: Folsomia candida
Lineage: Eukaryota; Metazoa; Arthropoda; Collembola; Entomobryomorpha; Isotomidae
Gene: DCP1
Exons: 10
Coding region: 363-2210 (615 amino acids)
Biological process (GO): positive regulation of catalytic activity; deadenylation-independent decapping of nuclear-transcribed mRNA; deadenylation-dependent decapping of nuclear-transcribed mRNA
Cellular component (GO): P-body
Molecular function (GO): enzyme activator activity; mRNA binding
Source: RefSeq, a predicted model, not a curated record